Myxocyprinus asiaticus (Chinese sucker) is the source of this 2513-nucleotide messenger RNA. Its product is annotated as membrane-associated transporter protein-like. Gene Ontology annotation, cellular component: membrane. NCBI's taxonomy places the organism in Eukaryota, Metazoa, Chordata, Actinopteri, Cypriniformes, Catostomidae. Gene Ontology annotation, molecular function: sucrose:proton symporter activity. The transcript has 7 exons. The record is from RefSeq and is a predicted model, not a curated record. Gene Ontology annotation, biological process: transmembrane transport. The annotation marks the transcript as partial.
CAACUGACUCCACUAGAGGCCUUUGACAACAUAGGGAAAAGGCAAGGCUUACAAACUUCCUUCACCCAAACCAGCACCACCUCCCUCUUUUCUGAGCUCAGAUCACAUUAUAAAUCCUACUCCAGAGCAUUACUGCUCUGCUAUGCAGUAGAAAUUAGUCUCAAGCCAUCCAGAACCACUCAGGGAGCCAGAACCAUUGCUCUCUUAACCGAGGACCAGCAGCCUUGCAGGUUCUCUGCACCAGACAGCCCAGUCACUUCCAUGGAGCACUACCCAACAGACUGUGGACCAAAAGGGGAUAAUGUGGACACCAUGGAACCAGUUGUGUUUGGAGUGGUGGAGCCUCCUAAGAGGUCCAGAGGAAAGCUUAUCAUGCACGGCAUGGUCAUGUUUGGAAGGGAAUUCUGCUACGCUGUUGAGGCGGCAUUUGUCACGCCGGUGUUGCUGAGCGUUGGACUCCCCAGGCGCCUGUACAGUCUGGUGUGGCUCAUUAGCCCUAUAUUGGGCUUCAUCCUGCAGCCUGUCACUGGUUCGGCAAGCGACUACUGUAGGUCCCCAUGGGGCCGGAGGCGACCAUACAUAUUGUUACUGGGGAUUAUGAUGUUAGUGGGCUUAACUUUAUUUCUAAACGGCGAUGCGGUGACAUCAGCCACAGUGCAGGACAGAGAUCUGAAAAGGACAUGGGCCAUCGUGGUCGUCAUGUUUGGAGUGGUGAUGUUUGAUUUUGCAGCAGACUUCAUUGAUGGGCCCAUUAAAGCCUAUUUGUUUGACGUGUGUUCUCAUCGGGACAAAGAGAGAGGUCUUCAUUAUCAUGCCUUACUCACUGGUCUCGGUGGAGCUUUUGGUUACCUUCUUGGAGCCAUGGACUGGGGUCACUCAGCUUUAGGUGUCGUGCUGGGCUCAGAGUACCAAGUCAUCUAUUUUUUUUCAUCGUUGACCUGGGGCGUCUUUCUCACCAUGCACCUUUUCAGCAUCCCAGAGAUACCACUGAGUAAAGAUCACAAUUCAGACACCCCUAACUCUCUGCUCCUGGAAACCCCACAAAAUAAUGUCUAUGGUGCUGUGUCCAAAGAGCCGCUUCCUUUGCCUGAAAUGAGACAGCGCUCCUUCUCUGCUCUCAGUGAAGCGAAUGCAGUAACACCCAGUGCUAAGCAGCUGAACAGCGAGGUUCAGAAGAGGAUGACUCUGAAAUCUUUACUGUCAGCCAUGAUUAGCAUGCCCAGCCAUUACCGCUGUCUAUGUAUGAGUCAUCUCCUGGGCUGGACUGCCUUCCUGUGCAACAUGCUCUUCUUUACUGACUUUUUGGGGCAGAUUGUGUACAAGGGGAACCCGUAUGCUGAGCAUAAUUCCACCUCCUAUGUGACUUAUGAGAGAGGUGUUGAGGUGGGCUGCUGGGGCCUUUGCAUCAAUGCCAUCUCCUCUGCUCUCUAUUCAUAUGUGCAGAGACUGCUCUUGCCUCAUAUUGGCCUGAAAGGACUAUACUUCCUGGGCUACUUUGUGUUUGGUUUGGGAACCGGUUUGAUCGGCCUGUUUCCAAACAUUGUUGCCACCCUGACCCUGUGCACUGUGUUUGGUGUCAUGUCCAGUACUCUUUACACAAUCCCAUUCAACCUCAUUUCUGAGUACCACAAAGAGGAAGAGGAGCAGAGGAAACUAGGCAGUGAAGACCCAGCUCUUGAGGGCCGUGGUAUUGGCAUGGACUGCGCAGCUCUUACCUGCAUGGUGCAGCUAGCUCAGGUUAUAGUGGGUGCUGGACUUGGAGCCCUGGUCAACCUGGCAGACAGCGUCAUUGUGGUGGUGCUCUCUGCCUCGACAGUGUCCCUUAUUGGCUGCCUUUUUAUUGCUCUCUUUAUGUAAUGUAUGGACUAAACUUCAGAAAUAAACACACUUUCUCCAUUUUAUGUGGUCCAUGUCCACCAUUUACUGAGAAAAAGAGAUUUUUGAUACAGAAUUUGUGUUUGGGUUUUGUUUAAGUAAGGAAAGGGCACAGAUGGUUUGAUUGCUGAUGGUUUGUGGAGCGUGGUGCAGAUUGCUGUUUACACAUGCUUGUAUUUGCUAAUUCCAUCAAAUCAUUCUCUGUGCAUUUCAGUACACAUUCUAAAAUCACAUCCUUUAAAAGUGUAGCCGAAAAAUGUAUUGUAUGUACUCAAAUAAGUGUUGACAAUAUUGCAAGGUUUGGAUGUUUUGUUUUGUGCAAAUGCACUGAUCUGUUAUGGAGUGGUGUAUUGGUUUUUGAGGGGAUGUGUAUUAUCUUGUCCCCUAUCAAAUUCCAUUUAUGUCAUCACAAGUUCAGAAAAAAAAAAUAAAUAAAUAAAUGUGGAGAAAUAAAAGGAAAGAUUUAAAUUUAGCAUUUUAUUUUAUUUCAUUGUUUGCCUAAUUAAUGAACUGCUGGCAGAGAGCUGUAAGGAAAGUGUUUUGUGUUUAUAAUGUGUUUAUAAUUUAUAAAGUGUUUAGAAUUUUACACACACACACACACACACACACAUACACACACAUAUAUAUAUAUAUAUAUA